AAUUCAAUUUGAGCCUCUACCAGCGGAGCUGGACUUUGAGCCCUGCUUGGGAAGGUGGAGACUGGACAGGCACUAGUGUUGAUUCAUCACAAAAGGAGAGUAGACCGAGUAGUAGUAGUAUGUGUCCACCCGUUUCUUUGCGACGUUAAAUUAGCACCUGGGGCCUAUUUUGGUCGGGGCUCUCUCUCCUGUCUCCAAAGAGCAACAGCUGAGCGUUGGACCAUGAGGCUUCCCGAGGAAAUGUGCGUUUUGGGCCUCUCCCUGCUCGCUCCUGCAGUCUUGUACACCAUGAACAAUGUCCCUGCACUCCAUGAGCCUCUGCCCAUCCUGGGAAUCGGUGUGGCCAUCCUGGGAUCUGUUCUUCUUCUCCUACUCUUCUUAACCUCGCCACAUAAAAAGACAGUGGAUCCUUUAUUUUAUGUGUUUGCAGAGUUUUCUUUUACUUGUCUGGUGGGUCUGACGAGUGCCCUGGAGCAGGAUGGCUUCAUAUCAGGCUUCAUGGGCUUCUACCUCAAAAUGGGCGAACCUCACCUGAGUACUGCCUAUGCUGUGAUGAUGUCAUACUGGGAAGGUGUCGUUCACUUGAUUCUCUUUCUAGUCAUCAUCCAUCGCAUGUUCAGAAGGAAAUCUUACCGCAGCCUUACACUGCUUUGGGUGGGGUCCUCCAUCAUGCAGCAACUUGUUCACAUCCCGGGAGUGGUUGUAGGUAAACACGGAUCUAACAUCUAUCCAGCUUUUUGGCGAAAUGUUCCCUUCUUUUUAGCACCUUUCUGGGCGGCUUCCAUCCUUUUUAGCAGGCCCAGAGUGAUGCCUAUCGUCACAGCAGACAAGAUCAUGGCCGAGCAAAAGAAAGGUCUGUUAUCUCGUCCUCUUGACCUGCCGUUUGCCGUGUUGCUCCUGGGAGGUGUGGCCGGCUGUGUUUUUAGAGGCUUUGUGGUGCUGGACUGUCCUUUGGAUUUCUCUUUCAGAUACAUUUAUCAGUUUGAACCUUAUCUUAAAGAUCCGGUGGGCUUCCCCAGAGUGAUGAUGCUGGUCUAUUUGUUCUAUGCCGUGCCCCUGAUGAGCCUCCUCCUCUAUGGUCUGAUAAGACCAGGCUGCAGCUGGAUGCUAGACUGGACUCUCGUCUUUGCUGGAGCCACCGCCCAGGCCCAGUGGUGCCACAUCGGCGCAUCUCUACACUCCCGCACCCCCUUCACAUACCGAGUCCCAGCAGACAAAUUGUGGACCGUUCUCACCUUCAAUGUACUGCUUGCUGUCGUGCCCGCUCUGCUGGCUCUGCGCUGCCACUACAGCCCCGCUUAUUUCAUGAAACCCGUUCCCAAAGGACAGAGCAACAGCAAAAAGAAGAAAAACUAGACUGCGCAAAAGUCAAGGCUUCUCCAGGUAUACAUUCUCUCAAGAUGACUGCCUCACGAAAAUAAACAAAAACG
Hippocampus zosterae (dwarf seahorse) is the source of this 1430-nucleotide messenger RNA. Its product is annotated as transmembrane 6 superfamily member 2-like. Lineage: Eukaryota; Metazoa; Chordata; Actinopteri; Syngnathiformes; Syngnathidae. Gene Ontology annotation, cellular component: endoplasmic reticulum membrane; endoplasmic reticulum-Golgi intermediate compartment membrane. Bases 223 to 1356 code for a protein of 377 amino acids. The record is from RefSeq and is a predicted model, not a curated record. The transcript has 10 exons. Gene Ontology annotation, biological process: regulation of lipid metabolic process; lipid homeostasis.